Orycteropus afer afer is the source of this 2096-nucleotide messenger RNA. The record is from RefSeq and is a predicted model, not a curated record. Lineage: Eukaryota; Metazoa; Chordata; Mammalia; Tubulidentata; Orycteropodidae.
UGGUGGAGCUGGUCAUCAGUAUGUCCUUUCCUAAGGCGCCCCUGAAACGAUUCAAUGACCCUUCUGGUUGUGCUCCAUCUCCAGGUGCUUAUAAUGUUAACACUUCAGAAGUAUUGAAAGGACCUGUGUCCUUUCAGAAAUCACAACGCUUUCAAAAACAAAAAGAAGCUCAACAAAAUCUUAAUUUUGACCAAGAUACAACCUUGCCUGCUUCAGCAAAAACAGUGAAGAGUUUGGGAUUAAAGAUUCGUGUUCUUGUGCAAGAACGUGGUGCUCAGGACAAGCGGAUCCAGGAUCUGGAAACUGAGUUUGAGAAGAUGGAAGCAAAGUUAAAUGCUGCAGUCAGGGAAAAAACUUCUCUCUCUGCAAAUAAUGCUUCACUGGAAAAGCAGCUUAUUGAAUUAACCAAGACUAAUGAACUUCUAAAAUCUAAGUUUUCUGAAGAUGGUAACCAGAAGAAUAUGAGAAUUCUGAGCCUGGAGUUGAUGAAACUAAGAAACAAAAGAGAAACAAAGAUGAAGAGUAUGCUGGCUAAGCAAGAAGGCAUGGAAAUGAAGCUGCAGGUCACCCAGAGGAAUCUUGAAGAAUCUCAUGGGAAAAUAGCACAGCUUGAGGGGAAACUUGUUUCUGUAGAGAAAGAAAAGAUUGAUGAAAAAUCUGAAACAGUGAAACUCUUAGAAUACAUUGAAGAAAUUAGUUGUGCAUCAGAUCAAGUGGAAAAAUACAAGGUAGAUAUUGCCCAGUUAGAAGAAAGUUUAAAAGAGAAGAAUCAUGAAAUUUUAAGCCUUAAGCAAUCUCUCAAGGAAAAUGCUGUUAUAUUGUCUAAAAAAGUAGAAGACCUGAAUGCUAGAUGUCAGCUGCUUGAAAAAGAAAAAGAAGACCUUGUCAUCAGGGAUAGAGAACAAGUUGAAAAUCUAAAUACUGAGAUACAAAACUUAAAAGAGAAGUUUAUUCUUGAAAGACAAGAACAUGAAAAACUACAACAAAAAGAGUUACAAUUUGAUUCACUUCUGCAAAAAGAGAAGGAAUUAUCUUCUGGUCUUCAGCAAAGACUAUGUUCUUUUCAAGAGGAAAUGAUUAAAGAGAGGAAUCUCUUUGAGGAAGAAUUAAAACAAGCAUUGGGUGAGUUAGAUAAGUUACAGCAAAAAGAGGAACAAGCUGAAAGGCUGACGAAACAACUGGAAGAGGAAACAAAGUCUAAAGGUGAAGAACUAAAAGUCCUGCAAGAGAAACUAAAAGGGUUUGUAUUAAUAGAACUUGUGGAUAAGAUGGAAAGUAAUCAAGUGUCAGUUUGUAAUUUAGAAAGCUGCUUUGACCUUUUUUUUUUUUUUUUUUUAAUCUAUAAAACAUUAACAACUAGUGAGAUCGAAGACCUUAAGCGGGAGAACUCGUCACUACAGGAAAAAGUGGUCAAGGCUGAAAAAAGUGCUGAGGAUGUUCAAUAUCAGGUCUUGGCAACUGAUAGUGCAAAUCAAGAAUAUGCAAGGAUGCUUCUAGAUCUGCAGACCAAAUCAGCACUGAAAGAAGCAGAAAUUAAAGAAAUUACAGUUUCUUCUCUUAAAAAAAUCACUGAUUUACAGAACCAACUCAAGCAACAAGGUGAAGACUUUAAAAAACAAUUGGAAGAAGCAGCAAGAAAAACUGAAAAAGAAAAUAUAAUGGUAGAAUUAACUGAAGAAAUUAAUAAGUGGCGUCUCCUUUAUGAAGAACUGUAUAAUAAAACAAAACCUUUUCAGGAACAACUGGAUGCAUUUGAAGCAGAGAGACAGGCUUUGUUGAAUGAGCAUGGUGCAGCUCAGGAUCAGCUGAAUAAACUGAGUGAUUCAUAUGCUAAGCUGCUGGGCCAUCAGAAUCUGAAGCAAAAAAUCAAACAUGUUGUGAAAUUGAAAGAUGAAAAUAGCCAGCUCAAAUCGGAAGUGUCAAAACUCCGCUCUCAGCUUGCUAAGAAAAAGCAGAGUGAGACAAAACUUCAGGAAGAAUUGAAUAAAGCUCUGGGUAUCAAGCACUUUGAUCCUUCAAAGGCUUUUCAUCAUGAAAGUAAAGAAAAUUUUGCCCUCAAAACUCCAUUAAAGGAAGGUAAUACAAACUGCUACUAA